AUGUUACGUUGUGGCGCGCUCUCCCUAAUGGCUUGCGUGCUGCUGGUCCAGGCCCAAGAUCCUUCACAGAACUACCUGGACGGGGGAACAGACUAUGGUCCGGCGCGAUUCAACUUCUCGUACGAGGUGAAGCAGCCGGCGUUCGGGAACUCCUUCGGCCACACCUCGCAGCGGGACGGAGGGCGCGAGGACGGCAGCUACUUCGUGGUUCUUCCGGAUCGAAGGUUGAUGACGGUCCGGUACUACGCCGACGCCUCGGGCUUUCAUCCGACGAUCUCGUACACGCCCAUCCAGAUGACGGGGAUGUUCCAGAAUUUCCUUUCCGGCGGUAAUGCCAAGCGGGGGAGGCAGGUCGCGGGUUCCUCCGGGAAUGGGAACUCAGGCGCGGGUUCCAUCGGGAAUGGGAACUCAGGCGCGGGUUCCUUCGGGAAUGGGAACUCAGGCGCGGGUUCCUUCGGGAAUGGGAACUCAGGCGCGGGUUCCUUCGGGAAUGGGAACUCAGGCGCGGGUUCCAUCGGGAAUGGGAACUCAGGCGCGGGUUCCUUCGGGAAUGGGAACUCAGGCGCGGGUACCUUCGGGAAUGGGAACUCAGGCGCGGGUUCCUUCGGCAACGGGAACUCGGGUGCUGGAUCCUUCGGGAAUGGGAACUUCGGUAACGGGAAGUCGGUGACUGGAUCCUUCGGCAACGGGAACUCAGGCGCAGGUUCCUUCGGGAAUGGGAACUCAGGCGCGGGUUCCUUCGGGAAUGGGAACUCAGGCGCGGGUUCCUUCGGCAACGGGAACUCGGGUGCUGGAUCCUUCGGGAAUGGGAACUUCGGUAACGGGAAGUCGGCGACUGGAUCCUUCGGCAACGGGAACUCAGGCGCAGGUUCCUUCGGGAAUGGGAACUCAGGCGCGGGUUCCUUCGGGAAUGGGAACUCAGGCGCGGGUUCCCUCGGCAACGGGAACUCGGCUGCGGGUUCCUUCGGGAAUAGGAACUUCGGUAACGGGAAGUCGGCUGCUGGAUCCUUCGGCAACGGGAACUCAGGCGCAGGUUCCUUCGGGAAUGGGAACUUCGGCAACGGGAACUCGGCCGCGGGUUCCUUCGGGAAUGGGAACUUCGGUAACGGGAAGUCGGCUGCUGGAUCCUUCGGCAACGGGAACUCAGGCGCAGGUUCCUUCGGGAAUGGGAACUUCGGCAACGGGAACUCGGCCGCGGGUUCCUUCGGGAAUGGGAACUUCGGUAACGGGAAGUCGGCGGCUGGAUCCUACGGCAACGGGAACUCAGGCGCAGGUUCCUUCGGGAAUGGGAACUUCGGCAACGGGAACUCGGCUGCGGGGUCCUAUGGGAAUGGAAACUCGGCUGCAGGUUCCUUCGGGAAUGGGAACUCAGGCGCAGGUUCCUUCGGGAAUGGGAACUUCGGUAACGGGAACUCGGCCGCGGGUUCCUUCGGGAAUCGAAACUCGGCGGUGACCCAAGCCCCCGCCCCUCUGCCGCCCCUCAUUGCUGCGCUGACGACCGCCUUGCCUUCGACUGCUCCGAGAUCGACCCCGCGCCCACAGACCACGCCUUCCGUAACGAGGCAACCCACAACCAGGUUCAGACCCGCCGUUGCUGUGACGACGCCUCGUCCGAUCAUUACUACCGCCGGCAACCCCUCCGGCAACUACCUCCCUCCACCUCGAGGCUCCUCCUCCACCCCUUUCCUCGGUCUCGCGUCCUCGCCUCGCCCCGCUGUCGUACCGGCGCCAACCACCCCGAGGACGACCACUUCUCCAAGCUCCAGCUCUCCGACGAGGCCCAGAGGCGGACGACCCUUCACCUUUGGCAACGGGGGCGCUAGCACGACCUCAGGAACGACUUCGAGAGCGGGCGUCGGCGCCGUGACGUCUCCCUCGGGAACAUACCUGCCUCCCUCGAUCACGGACGACAUUCACGGGAAUUUCGGAGGCAGAAUAACUCCUAAGAGAAGCAGAAACAACGGGAAUAACGGCAAUAACGGUAACAACGGCAGCGCUAGUGGCAGGAAUGGCAACGGGAAUGACAACACUGCGAAGACUGUUAACGGAAAUAACGUCGCCAUCAACAGUGCUGUAGGCAACGGCAACAGAAACGGCAACAACGCUAACGGAGGCGGCAGAAAUAACGGCAACGCAAAUUAUAUGAAUAACAAUAACGGGGACACAGGAAAUUUAAUCAAUAACAGCAAUAUUGGAAACACGAACGGUAAUAACGGUAAUACAGGCAACGGAAACGGAAACAAGGAUGUGGACAGUGGGACCAACGGAAACAGGAACACAAACAACGCCAUUAACAGAAACAACGGAAAUAAACAAACCGUUAACAACGGGUUUAGCAACGGCUUCGACAGAAUUCUCAACAGGAACAACGGGAAUGCAAAUAACGGAUUAAAUAAUAUCGGAAACCUUAAUAACAACAGAGAGAUUCCUAACGACAACAUUGCGUCUAACAGUAAUGGUAUCGUAAACAAAGUUAAUGCUAACAAUAUCAACAGUAUAACCAACACGGGCACCUCAAAGAAUUUGAAUAACGGAAAUUCGAACGGAAAUAACAGAAAUGUCAACGGGAAUAGCAACGGAAAUGUAAACAGUCCUACUGCCAACGUAAAUAGCAACAGUAACGGAGGAACAAACGGAAACGAGCGUGACAGAAAUAACGGAAAUAGAGAUUCAAACGGAAAUAACAGGAACAGCAAUGGAAACGUCAGCAAUAUUAACGGAAACAACAGAAACGCCAGCAAUAAUCCUAACAGGAAAAACGGGAGCAAUAACAAGAACGGAAACGCAAACAACGGUAACAGUAACGGAAAUAACGGUAAUGGAGCAACGGGUCCUGGAAACACCAACGGAAUUAACGCAAUUAACAACAUCAACGGUAAUAAUAAUCUCAACAGAAUCAACGGGAAUAAUAUGUAUGGUAAUUCGAACAGUAAUACAAACGGAAACAACAAGAACGGAAACAUAAACAACAGAAAUAAUGUAAACGGAGGAACGGGAAAUUUCAACGGUAACAACGGCAUAGUCAACAACCUUGGCGGAGGCAACAGGAAUAACGUAAACGGUGUUAAUAACAUGUAUGGAAACAGAAAUUCUAACAGAAAUACAAAUGGAAAUUCCAACAGUAACAACGGAAAUUUCAACAGUAACAACGGAAAUGUCAACAGUAACAACGGAAAUGUCAAAAGUAACAACGGGAAUUUCAACAGUAACAACGGGAAUUUCAACGGCAAUAAUCUUAACUUCAACGGAAAUUCGAACCGAAAUACAAACGGAAAUAAUAACAACGGGAAUAUCAACAACAAUAACAGAAAUGCUAACAACAAUGCUAACAGAAGUAACGGGAACAAUAUGUACGGAAAUCCAAACAUAAACACCAACAGGAACAACGGUAAUAAUAUUAACAGAGCACCACCGAUUCCAAAUCUCAACGGUAUUAAUAAUAAUAACAUUAGCAGAGGUAUCAGCAACGAUCAAGCCCAAAGCCACGGCCGCACCGGCAGCGACCGCCAGAACGACCGCAGCCUCUCAGAGAACGACUAA
Penaeus chinensis is the source of this 3540-nucleotide messenger RNA. RefSeq lists its product as uncharacterized. The record is from RefSeq and is a predicted model, not a curated record. NCBI's taxonomy places the organism in Eukaryota, Metazoa, Arthropoda, Malacostraca, Decapoda, Penaeidae. The transcript has 5 exons. The coding region runs from base 1 to 3540 and encodes 1179 amino acids.